AUGCCAGAGAGCACUCUGGAGUCAGCGACUGCUGCAGAUAUGUUGGCCGUGUAUAAAAUCAACGUUGUGGGACCAAUGUUGGUGACCCAGGCGUUCCUGCCCUUGUUGAAGAAGGCUGCGCAGGAGAGCACCCAGACAGGGCUCAGCUGCGGCAAGGCAGCCAUUAUCAACGUGUCCAGUAUAGGGGGCUCCAUCGGGAACACCCCCAGCAUGGCCACCUUUCCAGUCAUCUCCUACCGCUGCAGCAAGACUGCUCUGAACAUGCUCACGAGGUGCCAGUCGGUGAGAUACAAGGAAGACGGGAUCCUGUGCACUGCGCUGCAUCCGGGCUGGGUGAAAACAGAGCUGGGAACUGCCAAGGCAGAGCUGACGGUGGAGGACAGCGUGCAGGGGAUUCUGAAGGUGCUCUCCACCCUCUCUGAGAAACACCAUGGGAUUGUAGUGGACUGGACAGGAAGAAAUGUGCAAUGGUGA
Messenger RNA from Emys orbicularis (European pond turtle), 474 nucleotides. Its product is annotated as C-signal-like. The transcript is spliced from 4 exons. The record is from RefSeq and is a predicted model, not a curated record. Gene Ontology annotation, cellular component: cytoplasm. Gene Ontology annotation, molecular function: oxidoreductase activity. NCBI's taxonomy places the organism in Eukaryota, Metazoa, Chordata, Testudines, Emydidae. Bases 1 to 474 code for a protein of 157 amino acids.